Molecule: messenger RNA, 1722 nt
Organism: Hansenula ciferrii
Lineage: Eukaryota; Fungi; Ascomycota; Saccharomycetes; Phaffomycetales; Wickerhamomycetaceae
Product: High-affinity glutamine permease
Exons: 1
Coding region: 1-1722 (573 amino acids)
Biological process (GO): amino acid transmembrane transport
Cellular component (GO): membrane
Molecular function (GO): amino acid transmembrane transporter activity
Source: RefSeq, a predicted model, not a curated record
AUGUUCUCUUUCAAUAGAAGACAUGGGUCAAGUAAUUCAAAUUCUAUUGAUCUUGAAAAGGAAAAGAAACCAGAAGAGUUCAAUGAUCAAUCCUUAAGAAAUCUUAAUUCAUCAGAUUCCCAAGGUGAAGAAGGUUCAGUCACUGCUAUUCAUACAACACAUAGAUCUUUGAAUUCAAGAACUAUAAAUUUAAUUGCAAUUGGUGGGUCAGUUGGUACUGCUUUAUUCGUUACUAUAUCUGGUGGGUUACUAAAUGGUGGUCCAGCAAAUUUAUUCAUAGCUUAUACUAUAUGGUCAUGUGUUAUGUUUACUAUUAUUGCAUCUAUUGGUGAAAUGGUUUGUUAUUUACCUAUAACUGCACCUUUUAUUCAAAUGGCUGGACGUUGUGUUGAUGAAGCUUUUGAGGCUAUCGUGGGGAUGAAUUAUUGGUUAAUGACUUCAAUAAAUAUUGCUUUUGAAAUCACUGCUGUUAAUUCAAUGAUUAGUUUUUGGAGAGAUGAUUAUUCACCAGCUAUAACUUUUGUUUUACAAAUUUUCAUUUAUACAUUAUUAAAUGUCUUUGCUGUUAGAUAUUUUGGUGAAUCUGAAUUUUGGUUAUCCUUGGGGAAAUUGAUCUUGGCUAUCGGAUUAAUUCUUUUCACAUUUGUCACUAUGGUUGGUGGUAAUCCACAACAUGAUGCCUACGGUUUCAGAUAUUGGAAUAACCCAGGUCCAAUGGUUGAAUAUUUAACUGGUGGUUCAAUGGGUAGAUUCCAUGGGUUUAUGGCUGCUAUGAACAAGGCUGUUUUCACUUGUGUUGGUCCAGAAUAUCUUUGUAUGGUUGCCGGUGAAACUGGUCAAGAAACUCGUAAAGUUUUAGCUAAAUCUUUUAGAACUGUUUUCUAUAGAUUAUUUGUGUUUUACGUUUUAGGUUCCCUUUGUGUUAGUGUUUUAUUGGCUUCAAAUGAUGCAACUUUAGUUAAAUUGGCUGAAACUAAUGGUGGUUCAAAUGGUGCAUUUUCACCAUAUGUUAUCGCAAUGAAUAAUAUGAAGAUUAAAGUUUUACCACAUAUUGUUAAUGCUCUUUGUGUCACAUCAGCAUUUUCUGCUGGUAAUUCAUAUGUUUAUUGCUCUUCAAGAUCAUUAUUAGCACUUUCAUAUAAUGGAUUUGCACCAAAAUUCUUACAAUAUUGUACCAAGAAUGGUGUACCAAUCUUUUGUAUCGGAGUUUCAUUCUGUUUUUCAUUAUUAUCAUUAUUACAAUUAGGUUCUUCAUCAGGUAAAGCAUUAACAUGGAUUGUUAAUGUUACUGCAUCUGCUCAAAUUGCAAAUUAUUUCUUAAUGAGUAUCACAUAUAUGGGUUUCUGGAGAGCUUGUCAAGCUCAAGGUGUUGAUAAAUCCACUUUUAGAUAUAGAUCAUGGUUUCAACCUUAUACUAUACUUAUUGGUAUGUUUUUAACACUUUGUAUGGUUUGUGCAUUUGGUUAUAUCGUCUUAAUGCCUGGAAGAUGGGAUGUUGGUACUUUCUUGACAAGUUAUUUGAUGAUUUUAUUAGAUGUUGUUGUUUUCAUUGGUUAUAAAUUGAUUAAGAGAACUAAAUUUGUUAAUCCAGCUGAAGCUGAUAUCUUUACAGGCAUUGAAGAAGUUGAACAACAUGAAUUAAAUUAUUUAGAACAAAGAGAAAGAUUAGGAUUAGAUGUCAAUCCUUCUAUAUGGCAAAGAAUCAUGAACUGGAUUUUCUGA